Bactrocera tryoni is the source of this 6228-nucleotide messenger RNA. Its product is annotated as serine/threonine-protein kinase fray2. Lineage: Eukaryota; Metazoa; Arthropoda; Insecta; Diptera; Tephritidae. Bases 49 to 3351 code for a protein of 1100 amino acids. The record is from RefSeq and is a predicted model, not a curated record. The transcript has 6 exons.
AGAAAGUAAGGACAAAUGUGUGCGUGGUUGUGAUGUUCAAUUAUCAAAAUGUCUGACUUAAAUUUGAACGACGAUUUAUUGAACUAUGAAUUGGGUGAUGAUAUUGAUGAUCAGGCACUUUACGGCGCCGAUGAAGAUGAACUACUAUUGUCAGACGAUGAAUUAGAAAAAGAUGUAACAAAAGAAGUUAAACAACAAAUAAAAGCAGAGGCAGAACAAUGGGUUAAUGAACGUAUACAAGAAAAAGGUGAAAAUAAAAAUGGUUCUAAGAACGCUAGUACAGCACAGCCUAUGUCUGCAGCUGGAGCAGCUAAUACUUCAAAAUUUGUCAAGGACACAGUUCAACAAGUCACCGCUGAUGCAACGGAAGUGACUUCAUCGGCGGCAACACAUUUGAUUGCGAAUAACUCAAAACAUGGUGAUAUAACCGAUGAUGUGUCCACAAGUGAAAAUUCAGCGCCUGCACAUGCAGAAUUUAAAGAACCUACAAGGUCUCAACCCCAAAGGGAAUUAACACAGACGGUAGCGCCAGCAUCUACACAGACUUUGUUGUCAAACUCUACAAAUAUCGAUGAAGUCACUUCAAGUAGUAGUAAAGAAGUUGAAGCAGAUCAUUCAUCAGUCAUUAGUUGCAGUACCAGUAAUAUGACUGAUUCCUCCUUCAUUCAAAGCUCACAAGAAAGUUUGGGAGUAACCCCUUUAAGCGCAAGUGAUUAUUCCGAUCCUAGAGAGGAUAUGGAAGAAGAACGUGAGACACGUACAAAUAUAAAAACAACAAAUGAACGUGAUUUUGAUACAGGAAUCAAUGAAUCGACAGAAAAGCAUCAUUCUCGCUUCGUGCAUAAUAAACGUGGAGGAAAUCCUCUGCUGCGUCCCCAUUCAUUACGUGGAUCUUACCACGGUCAGAGGCCACUACUCCGCUAUCCACCAUCACAUGGUAAUUUUCUAUUGACAACGCACGGUGUUCCCGCGGCGAGAACAACUAUCGUGUCAACAACGCUAACCCACACAUCCUCCGCCCUCAUUCCAGGUCAAUUCCCGCUACAACAACCGCCCCUACCUUAUGCACCACACAACACAGCACACGGUCCGCCAUCUACAAAUCCCGGAACAAUGGGACCACAACAAACAAACCCAAAUGCACAAAUUCCUCUCCACCCACACGAUCCCAUGAAUCCCUCAAUUUCCCAUCGUCCACGACACCCAUUCCCCGGAUUUCGCCCAGGUGGGCCUAUGAAUUUUAGACAUCCUAAUCCCGGCAAUAUGUAUCCACACGAUUAUAAUACGGGUAAUGGUGUACCCUUCAAUCAGAACUUCGGUCAUAUGUCACAUCCAUCACGAGCUAUGUUCCGACCUGAACUUGCUGGCGGACCAAUGCAAGGUGGCAACAAUGCAGGUAUGGGCCCGACACCGGGACCUAUGGUAAUGCGACCGAAUAUGCGUUUACCGCGCCCACCAUUAUCAAAUUUACCACCACAAGGCCUAGUGCCAAAUUUUAUAAACAACCCGGCCAUUAGACCUCCCCAACAACUACCAUUGCAGCCUCCUCAAGCUCCCCUACAGUUACCACAAAGUGGUGUGCAUCCAAGUACCAGUGUGCAGGCGUCACAAGUAUCUGCCAAUAACAAUGGCGGCCCAAUAACAUCGGCAACAUUACGCCCUAGCAAAGUACUUAUUAAUCCAAAUUUUAAGGGUGGCGUUCAAGCAGCAACAAAUAAGUUUAUAAAAGAAACUCAAUUUAUGUCAACAAUUAGCAGUCAUGUCUCACAUUUACAAAGUGACGAUGAGUUACUGCGUCAACAGGAGGAAUUCAUUAAUAAAAAUCGAGAGCAUAUCGAGAAACGAAGGCAUGAGCGUUCGCCGCUCACUGCAAGACGAAGCCGCAGUCGCAGCCGUUCUCGAACACAUUCACGUGAACGCAGCUUUACGCCACCAAAUAAGAGAAGCGGUGGUGGAGGCGCCGGCGGGACCGGUUCACACUUCGACAGAGAACGUGAACGCGAUCGGGAGAGAGAACGUGAUCGUGAUCGUGAGCGAGAUCGUUUAGAUCGUGAAAGAGAUCGUGACCGUGAAAGGGAACGUGGUCCUGUUGAUCGCGAACGUGGUGGUGCAGGAAGCGGAAAUGGUAACAUGGGCCCAAGAGGAAAUCGUUUUCGUCGUGGAAAUAGUCGAGAUCGUGAUUAUGACAAAAGAGGUGGUGGAGCAUACGUUAAACGUAGACGUAGUUUAUCUCCUUUACCACGAGCUGGUGGAGGUUUUCGACGUGGAGGUGAUCGCGAUCGCCCAGAUGUUGAAGAGGACGAAGAGACGCGUGUAUAUAGAUUGGAAAUAGAGAAACAGAAAGCAUUGCGAGAAAAAAUACUCAAGGACAAGGAAUUAAAAAGAAGGCGCGCCGCAGAGGAAAAACAAUAUGAGGAUCAGCGUCCUAAUCAGACCAAUAAUGCUAGUACCAAUAACGGUAGUAAUGCCCCAAGCAGUGCCAGUGAAAAUCAGACGCAGAAACUUAAGCCAAUUGUGGUAACAGAACGCAAAAUAAUAUCGUUAAAGAAACGGCAGCAGCAGCCACAAUAUGCUGAUGAGGAUUUUCCACGUCAAAAGUCGCAACAACCGCCGCAAGCGCAAAAUCAGCGCAAGCAGAUUCCAACUGCAAAAAUUUUACCAGAAGCAAAACGGAAUCUUAACGAUCAUAUAACGAAUGUCACAAGCAGCAGUGGUGGUGUUAACUGUGGCAGCAGCAAUACAGCCAUAAUAAAACCAGUACCCAAAAAGGAAACCCAUACACCAACACCACCACCGGCGGCAUUAUUGAAACAAACACGACGUAUGUCCUCGCCGAGUGAUGAUGAAGUGGAGCUCGACUACGAUGAAGAUGAAUUAAUGCUAGAAAUGGAGGAUCGCCUGUUGGCCACGCCAACACCGUCCCCACCACAACCAGCCGUCUCACGUACACCGACACCUGAACCAAUAGCUCCACCGCCAUCUAAUAAGGCAAACAUAAAAUCUAGUCGUAGCAGUAACAAUACGACAUCUCAAAGAUCAUCAGCAUCGUCAGCAUCAUUCGGUUCAAGCAACCGACGAGUGGUACUAAAAUCGUCUACAACAUCAACAUCAAGUAAUUCAGGAGGUGCUGGCCGCAAGGAAAGCGAUUUGCACUCAUCCGAUGGCAGUCGGAAUCGUCGCACUGGUGGGGGAUCGUCGCGCAACAGUAGCAGUAAUAACUCACGGAAAGGUAUAUUUGAUCGCUUGGAGACCAGGCGACAAAUGUAUGACAGCGGUGGAAGCAACAGAGACGGUGGCGGAAACGACGGAAAGCGCAACAAGGGGCAACGCAUUGUUUUGAAACAUGAUUAAGUUCUCGGCAAUUAAAAAAAACCGUCAUUAAGCUACCGAAUCAAAUAACUUUUGUCAAAGAUUUCUUUAGCUGUGUAGAAAAUUAAAACUACACAAACAAAUCGUAGAAAAAUUUUGAACCCGCAUAUUUCUGAAAUCAAAUAUGCAUAUUUCGCUAACUUUGAAUUUGACACUGGUGUGAGUGAAAUGAUUAAAAUGUAAGUGGCACGAAAGUCUUCGUUCUGUAUUGAAAGUGAAAUGUAACUUGUAAUUAGACCACACAUAACAUAACAUAACUUGUUUAUAUCAUUUUACAACAUACAUAUAUUUACAAUGAUUUCCACACGCACAUGUAUGAAUCGAAUAACAGCUAUGGAGGCGCGUAUAUUUAUGUAAACAUAUUUUCACCUUAAAAUCUAAUAUUAUUAUUUUUUUAAUUAUGCAUAUGGUAAAGUGAAGUAAGCAGCGAGAAUUGCUUAAGUCGUUAUAAUUUUUGCUUUUCGUUGUCGCUUAGUUUGGUAAAAUAUUUGUAAGAGCACAUGCAAAUUACAGAUUUGUUAUAACUUCUAAAUAGCAUCCACAUUUAUAAUGUGCAAUUCUCAAAUUGUCAUCACCGUGAGGUAUACAUAUAUUACAUAACAUAUUAAUAUUAUAAAUUAUUAGAUUUCAUACAGACCGUACCACCUCAUAUGCCCCCAUAUAUUGCUUAAAUUGUCUUCGCAAUUUUUUUAAUUGAAAGUUAAAAUGUAUUUGUAAUUACCGACGCUAAAAAUGCAUAUCUUUGUUUAUGCUAACAUUACAACUUAUUUACUGUUUUUUUUUCUAAAACAUAACCUUCCGAUAUUAUUGACCAUAAAAUUUUCAAACUGUAUAAAUUAGCUAUGUAAUGUCAUAAUGUUUAGGAAAAGUAAUUUUACAGUUAUUUUAUUGAAAGUCUUCAGCAACAUUGUUAGCUUUAAUAUGACACUGGCAAAAGGUUAGCAACAACUUUGUCAAGUGCUCAAUAAGCAUCCCUACCAGCAUUAAAACUGUAUAUGGCAUUUAAAGUUAUGACUCUUACAAUUUAAGUAACCAUUUCACUUUUAAAUGACUAUUUGCGAUUUAAUAUUGACGUAAUAUAUUUAAAAAAUUUAUUUCACAACACAAUGAAAAAUGGCUCCAGUUAAAUAUGUUUACUAACAAAAGGUGUGAAACUCUUCAAAUUGUGAAAAAGCAGUGUUCCCUUUAUACUUUGUUCCAAACAAGCUUUAAAUUUGCCAUUUUAAAUUUUAAAAUUCAACAUACAUAUGUAUAUACAUAGUUAUGCUAUCAUACUUCCAUUAACAAACAUACAUGCCCAAAGUCAUAAUGCGGCUCAACAUUAUUCUUGCAUAUUUUUUCCCAACAAAUAAACAAAAGUUUAGUUAAAUGUUAUUUAGUAAAAAAAAAUGAAUAACGGUAAAACUUUUACUUGACUUUAAAAAAAUUCACUUUUUUUACGCCUGGAUUUCUUAAAAGCACUAGACAUAAGUUCAUAUAUAAUUUUUAGUUCGUAUAUUUAAGAAUAUACAAAGUUCAACACAAAUUUUAAUUAUAAUUUAUAAUUUAGUUGUAAGUUAUAAAAGAGCAACAGGCUUUAAAUUUUUUUUUAAUAUUUCUUGAAUGCCCUAUAUUAAAGUGUAUACAAAAUUAUCAUAUUGAUAUUCUAGACCGCAGCGGAAAACUUUCAUCCAAGGUAUAUAAAUACCAAUAACACUUUUAAGUAAAUAAAAUGACGAUUUACCCUCAACUAUUACCAAAAUUGUAUUUUUGUACACAAUAACUAAAUUAAUUGUAUUUGCUUAAUUAUAAUUGGUUGAAACAAUUGAAACUUAUUUUAUUCAAUGUGAAAAAAUGUUUAUUAAAACCGGUAAAUAAAUGUAUGUAUUUGCCAAAAUAAAUGAUGACACAAACAGUAACAAAUGUAAAAAAUAAGUAGUAUUUACUAUUGCUAUAUCACAAUAUAGCAUUAUAAUAAUAAGCAACAACCAUAUUCAAAUAUAAUCAUAAAAAUGCAAGUGUGAGCCAUAAAAAAUAAAGUAUUACUCGAUGAAGGCAGCGCCAGUUAUAUAAUGCUAAUAUCAUCCAGUUAUAUAAAAAUCAACAAAUUUUGUUCUUCUGACUAACCCAUACCUUAAAUUCGCAACAAACAAAAUUUAUAUGUCCUUACCACGUGAACGUCACACGUCUAAAUCAGUUGUAAAUUAUAGUUGUAAGUUAAAAAUUUAUAUUUUAUUUUAUAUUUGUAUUGUAUUACUUGUAAUAUUUGCAACAUUGUAUACGCAAUAUUAUUGAUUGUUAAAAAAAUGUACACGCCCCUCUCACUUUCUAACAGUUUUUCCGCAAAUACUCCCAAUAUUAUGCGCAUAAAAUUAUUAAACUGAAUUUACAUACGUAUUUCUUGUUGAAAACGUAGCUAAUAAUAUGCUUACGAACAUUUUAAGUUAUGAAGAAAUAUGCUAUUUGUCUUUUACAAGCACUAAAAUCGAUUAAAAGUCGACCAAAAGUCUGUUACGGCAUUUUAUAUUGCACUUUAUUAUGCAAUUGCUGGGCAAACAAGUCGCUAAAAAUUCAAAAACAAAAAAAAAUAGUAGUAUAAAGCUUCUGAAAAAAAAUGGAAAUCAAAAUCAAGAAAGAUUUUAGAAGCACACAUUAAUUACGUAGUCAUAAUUGAAAAAACACAUUACAAAAAUAUACACAAAUGUUGACAGUUGGCUAAACGUGUGCAGACACAAUAUUUAUUUUAGUUGGUUUAAUUGAGACGAAAAUAAAAUAAAAGCUAUAUACAUAUUUAACGCAUGUGCUAUAUAUGGUAUGUUUAAAACUCAAAUUAUAUGUUUAAAAAUAUUCACGAUAUUUCACUGUUAUUUGAUUAGUUUA